GCAUCUUCAAUGGUCCGGAGCUGAUGCUGGUGUCUGAGCUUGCCCCUAUCGGACAGCUUAACAAAUACUUGAAAAAGCACAAAACUGUUCCAGUGGAGAUGCUGAUGAACUAUGGCCUGCAAGUGGCCAGUGGUAUGGCCUAUCUGGAGAGGAGGAGUUUCGUGCACCGUGACCUUGCAGCAAGGAAUGUCCUCUUAGCCACAGACAGACAUGCAAGAAUUAGUGAUUUCGGAAUGUCAAGGAUGCUCUCAUUCAACAAGGACUACUAUAGGGCGAAUGACGGGGGUCACUGGCCUGUGAGAUGGUAUGCGCCCCAGUGCAUCUACUUCUUCACCUUCACCUCCAAGUCGGACGUGUGGAGCUACGGGGUCACUCUGUGGGAGAUAUUCAGCUACGGACUGAGGCCUUACGGGAACAUGCGCAGCAGCGAGAUCCUGGACAUGAUUGACAGGGGGGCUCGUCUGAAGUGUCCCCCCAACUGUCCUCCCGAAAUGUACUCACUCAUGCUUCGAUGCUGGGAGUACGAAGAAGCAGAUCGACCCACUUUCGAGGAAAUCUACCAGGUGGUUGAGAUCUACUUCCGAGCUCAGGCCUCCAAGAGUCGAGAUGUCUACACUGGUUCUGGUGCCACGACAUCAGGCCAGAACUAGUAUCUCAAAUAGAACUAAUUCUUAUAAGGUGCCAAAUGGGAAAGAGCAUACUACAUUCAGUGCAGCUGCAAUAUAUCUACAUCAAUUUUCAAUUUUCAACACUUUAAAUUAUAGCAAUAAAAUUUCAUUUGUAAUUUCAAUCCAUUUCAAUAACUUGAAUAAA
Messenger RNA from Symsagittifera roscoffensis, 813 nucleotides. RefSeq names its product tyrosine-protein kinase ZAP-70-like. Lineage: Eukaryota; Metazoa; Xenacoelomorpha; Acoela; Convolutidae. Gene Ontology annotation, biological process: negative regulation of apoptotic process; neurogenesis; multicellular organism development. The annotation marks the transcript as partial. The record is from RefSeq and is a predicted model, not a curated record. Gene Ontology annotation, molecular function: ATP binding; transmembrane receptor protein tyrosine kinase activity. Gene Ontology annotation, cellular component: signaling receptor complex; plasma membrane; basal plasma membrane. The transcript is spliced from 5 exons.